AUGUCGGCUGUCACAGACCCUGAAGAACAGUACAGAUUGAUCACCAAGAACUUACAAGAAGUUUUAAACGGACAAAUCAUAAAGGAUGUUCUUGAAAAGAAAGAGAGACAUUUAAAGAUUUACUGGGGUACUGCACCAACAGGUAAACCUCAUUGUGGAUACUUUGUUCCUAUGAUUAAGUUGGCUCAUUUCUUAAAGGCUGGAUGUGAAGUUACUGUUCUUUUAGCUGAUUUGCAUGCGUUUUUGGAUAACAUGAAGGCUUCCUUGGAAGUUGUCAAUUACCGUGCUAAAUACUAUGAAUUGGUUGUCAAGUCUAUAUUGACCUCAAUUGGAGUUCCUAUUGAUAAGUUGAAGUUUGUUGUUGGAAGUUCUUACCAAACUAGAGAGGAUUACGUAAUGGAUUUAUUCAGAAUGUCUAACAUUGUUGGUCAAAAUGAUGCUAAGAGAGCUGGUGCAGAUGUGGUUAAGCAAGUGAGUAACCCAUUAUUAUCAGGGUUGAUUUACCCCUUGAUGCAAGCUCUUGAUGAACAAUAUUUGGAUGUUGAUGCUCAAUUUGGUGGUGUUGAUCAAAGAAAAAUCUUUGUUUUAGCUGAAGAAAAUUUGCCAUCCCUUGGCUACAAGAAGAGAGGUCAUUUGAUGAACCCAAUGGUUCCUGGGUUAGGUCAAGGUGGAAAAAUGAGUGCCAGUGACCCAAACUCUAAGAUUGAUGUUGUAGAAACUACCAAAAACAUUCAAAAGAAAAUUAGUAGUGCCUACUGUGCUCCUGGUGAUGUUACAGACAAUGGGUUACUUUCAUUUACACAAUUUGUCAUUCAACCCAUUCAAGAAUUGAAGAAUGGUAAAGAAGGUUACUUCAAUUUCCACAUUAAAAGACCAGAACAAUAUGGUGGGCCUAUUCAAUUCAAUUCUUUUGAAGACAUGAAGAAUGCGUUUGCUAAUAAUGAAUUGUCUCCAAUUGACUUAAAGGCUGGUGUUGCUUCAUACAUUGAUGAUUUAUUGGCUCCAAUCAGGGCCGAUUACGAACUGAAUAAGGAAUUCCAAGAAGCUGCAGAAAAGGGAUACCCUGUUGCUCAACCCAAGCAAAAGGUUAAGAAGGUCAAAAAUAAGGGUACUAGAUACCCUGGUGGUGCUGCUGCUGCUACUCCGGUAAGCUUAGAUUCAGUUGAGGCUGUAGACGCCGCCGCUACCAAGUUGCAGAGCACUACCUUAGAAGAAUCCAAAUAG
Molecule: messenger RNA, 1224 nt
Organism: Lizanozyma spartinae
Lineage: Eukaryota; Fungi; Ascomycota; Pichiomycetes; Serinales; Debaryomycetaceae
Gene: TYS1
Product: tyrosine--tRNA ligase
Exons: 1
Coding region: 1-1224 (407 amino acids)
Biological process (GO): tyrosyl-tRNA aminoacylation
Molecular function (GO): tyrosine-tRNA ligase activity; ATP binding
Source: RefSeq, a predicted model, not a curated record